This is a messenger RNA of Jaculus jaculus (lesser Egyptian jerboa), 2139 nucleotides long. RefSeq names its product nuclear receptor subfamily 2 group F member 6 (gene Nr2f6). The coding region runs from base 561 to 1769 and encodes 402 amino acids. Gene Ontology annotation, molecular function: nuclear receptor activity; RNA polymerase II cis-regulatory region sequence-specific DNA binding; zinc ion binding. Lineage: Eukaryota; Metazoa; Chordata; Mammalia; Rodentia; Dipodidae. Gene Ontology annotation, biological process: cell differentiation; anatomical structure development; negative regulation of transcription by RNA polymerase II. The transcript has 4 exons. The record is from RefSeq and is a predicted model, not a curated record.
ACGCCAGCUCGCAGAGGCCCCGGACCAGGCGCUCUGCAGGCCCGGAUCGCACUCUGUGGAGCCCGGAGAGGCGACUCGGGGGAGGGGACGCGGUGACCCGCCCCAGCGCGCACCCGCCGCCCCUCCCCCUCGCCGCGCAACUUGCAGCCAAACUUUCCCCCCCUCCCGCCCCAGCUCCAGCGGCGCGCGCGCGACCCGGAUGGCGACCCGCUAAGUUGGCCUCAGCCCCGGGUCACGCCAUGGCCCGUGCGUCCCUACCGGGUCCCCAGGACACCCAGCUAAGGGACCUAGACGCCCCUGGCCCUCGCCUGUAGCGCGCCCCGUCGGCCGCGCGCACGCGUGGGAAAGUUGGCCUGGAACCGGCCGGACCAGUUCCGCCCCGGUGCGCGGACCGGCCGCAGGAAGUUGCUGCAAAACUUUUUUGGGGGUGUGUGUGUGCAAUCGGAGCCCCCCGUGUGCUGCAUGCGCGUCGGGUAAGGGGGGAAUCCCCCUCGGGUUACCAGGCGUGCCCGAAGGGAGGGACUUGCAAGGGGGCGCCCCAGCUCCGCUGUCCUGGGGCUAUGGCCAUGGUGACCGGUGGCUGGGGCGGUCCCGGAGGUGGCGACACGAACGGCGUGGACAAGCCGGGAGGUUACCCGCGCGCGGCCGAGGAGGACUCGGCUUCUCCUCCCGGUGUGGCCAGCGAUGCCGAGCCGGGCGAUGAGGAGAGGCCAGGGUUGCAAGUGGACUGCGUGGUGUGCGGCGACAAGUCGAGCGGCAAGCAUUACGGCGUAUUCACUUGCGAAGGGUGCAAGAGCUUCUUCAAACGGAGUAUCCGUCGCAACCUCAGCUACACCUGCCGGUCCAACCGAGACUGUCAGAUUGACCAGCACCACCGGAACCAGUGCCAGUACUGUCGCCUUAAGAAGUGCUUCCGAGUGGGCAUGCGAAAGGAGGCUGUGCAGCGCGGCCGCAUCCCGCACGCGCUGCCGGGAGCCGCGGCCUCUUCGGGCAGCCCCCCGGGCGGAGCGCUGGUGGCGGUGGGCGGAGACCUGUUCCCGGGGCCGCCGGUGUCCGAGCUGAUCAUGCAACUGCUGCGGGCAGAGCCUUACCCCGCAGCAGCCGGACGCUUCGGCGGGGGCGGUGGCGCGGCGGGCGCCGUGCUGGGCAUAGACAACGUGUGCGAGCUGGCGGCGCGGCUGUUGUUCAGCACCGUGGAGUGGGCGCGCCACGCUCCCUUCUUCCCGGAGCUGCCCGUGGCGGACCAGGUGGCGCUGCUGCGCCUUAGCUGGAGCGAGCUGUUCGUGCUGAACGCGGCGCAGGCGGCGCUGCCCCUGCACACUGCGCCGCUGCUGGCCGCCGCGGGCCUGCACGCCGCGCCCAUGGCCGCCGAGCGCGCCGUGGCUUUCAUGGACCAGGUGCGCGCCUUUCAGGAGCAGGUGGACAAGCUGGGCCGCCUUCAGGUCGACUCCGCCGAGUUCGGCUGCCUCAAGGCCAUCGCGCUCUUCACGCCGGAUGCCUGCGGCCUCUCGGACCCGGCCCACGUAGAGAGCCUGCAGGAGAAGGCGCAGGUGGCCCUCACAGAGUACGUGCGCGCCCAGUACCCAUCCCAGCCCCAGAGAUUUGGACGCUUGCUGCUACGCCUGCCUGCUCUGCGCGCUGUCCCAGCCUCCCUUAUCUCCCAGCUCUUCUUCAUGCGUUUGGUGGGCAAGACGCCGAUCGAGACGCUGAUCCGAGACAUGUUGCUGUCUGGGAGCACCUUCAACUGGCCCUAUGGCUCUGGCCAGUGACUGUGGGGACUGGCACCUGAUGGGACAUGGAUGCUGGGGCCUGGAGGGGGACCCUGAGGCACAGCAUCCUGCCCACUUUCCUGGGACUAUGAUUUUUUAAAGACUGUGAAGCGUUUGUCUUUUUUUUUUUUUUUUUUAAUGAUCAUGAAACCAAAAAGACAUGAAUCUUCCAGGCCCCAGCCUUGUCCUCACUGGAGCCUUUGAGGGUGAGGGACAGAGGGUCAUGAACUCAUGGGGUGGCAGGCUGGCUUCUUCAGGGGUUGGUAUGGCUGAGGAGAGGGAGCAAGGACCAGAAAGAUCUUCUGGACAUGUGAUCCACGUUGGACACAACGAUGAAUAAAUCAAGGCCAAUAAAGGUGUUUCCUACUUG